Messenger RNA from Staurois parvus, 307 nucleotides. The record is from the annotation of a GenBank genome assembly. Lineage: Eukaryota; Metazoa; Chordata; Amphibia; Anura; Ranidae.
CUACAUGUCUUUGGUGAAAAUAACCCAAAUUAGGAUGUAUUUUUUAGUCUGUAGGAAAGUUAAAGAGUUCACAAAACUAUGGUAUAGAUCUGAAAAUUGAUCAAUCCUGAAGUACUGAUGGCCAAUCUAAUUUCUUGAGGUCCAAGAAUGUCAGAACAGUACAGAUAUCUCCCAAAUGACCCCUUUUUUCAGAGUAGACAGUCCGACGUAUUUCAUAAGAGGCAUGGCGAGUUUUUUGAAGUUGUAUUUUUUUUGUCAUAAUUUUUCAGAAAAUGAAAAAAAUUUUUUUUUUUUUACAUACUGUCAC